UGAUGCUGUUUAAGCGGUAUUUUGUUAUGAUCUAUCUAAUUUACCAACGCAUAGUUCCGCUUUUAGUUGAUGGCUACAUGAGUAUCAUUGUUUUAAGCCUCUCGAUUUUCACCCGAAUCAAACAAGUCGUUUUCCAGUCGUUUCUUUGUAACUUCAGUCCUUCCCAUAAUCCUUAUCGAUAAAGACUGGUUUUCAAGACAAGACAAAAGUGACGCCGUUCAAUCCCACAAUCACUUGCACCAUCAUGUCUUUACCAGCAUUUCUAGAGCCGACGUUCCUGUUGAUCUCCGCCAAGAAACGAGUUUUAUAAACAUGGCUUCUGAUCUAAUUCGCUCAUAUGGAAUUACGCUGUUUAUUAUUGGCAUCAAACAAGCAAAUGCAGUAGAAAAAUUGUCCUAUUUUGUCAUUGUAGAGCUUGGAUCGAAUAAUUGAGGUGAUGCGAAACAUUGGAACAGUACUAGGUGCUGUCAAAUUUAACAAAGUCCUUCCCUGGGAGAGAGACGCCGAUAUAACAUUUCUGACAGCAAACUAUACCGCAUUCAAGAAGCUUAGACCAAAGUUUAUCGAACAGGGCUAUUCUUUGACUGACGAUGAUCCGUCCUUGUGGUGCUGUGUUGACGGCAGGCAGGCAGGGGGCAAGUUUAGAGUCGGUACACCUGGUUUUACUAUCGAAAUGUAUGGACAGCACAUGAUGGAAUCAGAAAUACUAGCAGCUAGAGGACAGCCAUCCACUAAGAUCAAUUUCGCUGGAGAGUGGGUGAAUGUGGUUCGUAACCCAGGGUUGUACGCACGUAACCGAUAUGGUCCUAAUCACUUUAGGCAUGCUGAGCACUGGAUGGAUCUAGGCUAUGUUACAGGAUGGUCCUUCUAUAACCCAUCACACUUUACUCCGUGUCCUACUCCUGGACAUUCAGCAUGUUUGGAUCAGUAUCCAGCUGAUGGCAACAUACAGUUCAGUGAUUACACUACGCUAUAGUCUUAUUGUCGUGGUUACUCUCACGGUUACUAUAGCCUUGUUGUCAUGGUUACUCUAAAGGAUAACAGCCUUGUUGUCAUGAUUACUAUUAUGAUUACCACAGCUUUGUUGUCGUGGUUACUGUUUAGUUACCACAGUUUUGUUGUCAUGGUUACGAUUCUCUUCCACUUCCUUCUUUUAUUUGAUGUAAUAUUAAGUCAAUUUAUCCGUUUAUUCGUUAUGCUCAAUGUGCAAUAACUCCCUAGGCUAAUAUUAACAAUUCUAAACAGGACGUAAAACUAUGGCCUUGGACGUGCUAUGGCAUAUCAUGGCAAACGUAACGGAAUUCCUUUUAUAAACAAGGUGAGAUUGAGGAUUGAGCACGUGACUGGAUCACGUGGAUAACGUUACUGAAUUUUCAAGCCAAUUAUGUUGAUUUUUUCUUCGAAGAUACUGGGAAUAUUGGAGCAAAAAUGAUAUAAAAGUACGAAUGUUUGUGACCGAGAUUUAGAUAUCAUUUUUUGGGACAAUUUUAUGAUAACAGUAUUAGAAAUAUUUUCGGAAGGUUAAAUAUAUCAUUAAUACGUUUUAUUAAAAUAAUGUAAAAUGGUUUUUAAUGAGCGCGAUCAUAUCAUAAACCUAAAGGAAUGAA
This is a messenger RNA of Actinia tenebrosa (Australian red waratah sea anemone), 1607 nucleotides long. RefSeq lists its product as uncharacterized. Lineage: Eukaryota; Metazoa; Cnidaria; Anthozoa; Actiniaria; Actiniidae. The record is from RefSeq and is a predicted model, not a curated record.